AUGGACUCAGGAAAAAGCCAGCAACAUAGAGUUGGAGAAAGCACUAAUAACCAAGAUGGGAAGUAUUGCAAACCAACAUAUCCAUUAUCAGUGACUAACCCAGGUGUAUAUGGCAAAAUUUUGGGUGUUCUUCUCUUUAUCCAAUUUAGCUUAAACUUAAAUCUUCAAAUGACGUCGCCAGGAGAUUUCCUUCAACGUGUUGUUGUCAUCACAAGCCAAUUUCUAACAUGCAUAACAUCUUUUAACUACAUGGGGCUCAUAAUAUAUAAUAAAGAAGCACCUAACACAUCUAUCAUUAAGAUGGAUUCACUUGUACGGUCCACAUUUGUUGUGGGUUAUAUAUAUACGGGUACAACACUACUUUAUAGGCAUGGGAUUUUGGAGGGUUUAUCCCCAUUUCUGACUAAAUUUUUAAGAACUUUAGUGAGACUUUUGAUUAAGUGCAUAGCUGAAGUACUUACAAAUUAUUGA
Molecule: messenger RNA, 471 nt
Organism: Naumovozyma castellii
Lineage: Eukaryota; Fungi; Ascomycota; Saccharomycetes; Saccharomycetales; Saccharomycetaceae
Exons: 1
Coding region: 1-471 (156 amino acids)
Source: RefSeq, a predicted model, not a curated record